UUGCUUUAGUGGGGCCAUUCAUUUUGAAUUCAGCUUAGGAGAGACUAAGUGCAUGGGGUCUGAUAUCGGAGGUGAUAAGGUACAGUGGCUGCAGUAAUCUUCACACUGCCGUUUGAUCCAUCACCGAGGUCUCCCCUUCCUUUCGUCACGUCGUCAGUACAUUUACACACAGUUCUGUCAUCUCUCUUUGAUAUUCUAAUUACAAUCACCUUGUGAUUGAGAUUAUCAGCCACAGCCGCCAAGACCCCUCCAGCAUGACCUUGCAGUGACUCUGUUACUGAGAUCUGAAGCUCUCCAUUCCAGCGACCCCCCAUGUGUAUCAUCUUCUUUAAGUUCGAUCCCCGCCCUGCAUCAAAAAAUGCGUACAGGCUCAUCUUGGCUGCCAAUAGAGAUGAAUUCUAUCACAGGCCAUCCAAGAUAGCAGAUUUCUGGGGGAAUGGUAACGAGAUCCUCAGUGGGCUGGACAUGGAGGAGGGGAAGGAAGGAGGGACCUGGCUGGGAAUCAGUAAGCGAGGGAAGCUCGCUGCUCUAACAAACUAUCUAGAACCCAAGAUCAACACUGACGCCCAGGGGAGAGGCAGUCUGGUUUCAAACUUCCUGACUGAGCGCCUGGACAGCUUCUCUUACCUGAAGAAAGUCUCUUCUGAAGGGCACUUGUACAAUGGCUUUAACUUGAUAACAGCAGAUUUCAACAGGCCGAAAGAAGAUACAUUUUGUUAUUACGGAAACAGAGGAGGCCCAGAACCCAUUUGCUUGAAAGCAGGUAUUUAUGGGCUCAGCAACUCUUUGCUGGAGACUCCGUGGAAGAAGCUCCAGCACGGCAAGCAGCUCUUCACCGAGGUGCUGUCCCGGAACCUGGCUCCUGACAGCCUGGUGCACAAGCUGCUGGACGUCAUGAACAAUCAGGAACCACAAUUACCAGCCCCAGAAAUCGAGAAGCAGGGUCAGGAUUAUAUCCGUCCGAUUCUGAGCAAGUACAGUGCGGUGUGUGUGCGCUGCCAGGGCUACGGUACAAGGACCAACACUAUUAUCCUCAUCGAUGGAACAGGGCACGUCUCUUUCACAGAGCACACCAUGCUGCACUCUGACGUGAACCAGUGGAAAACGAGCUCUUUCCAGUUCAGACUCCUCCAGUAAGACCACGCUGUUGUGCUUUAGACUGGGGAACAUUUAUUUUAGUGUUUUUCAGAAUGAAAAUGAAAACGUGUUUCAUUUAAAAAAAAAAAAAAAAAAAGCUUUAUGUCAAAUAAACUCGUGGAUUUCAGAUUUCUUUUGCAUUGCCAUCACACUGCAGUUCAAAUCUACAGCAUUAAGAGAUAUUAAGAUUACCAAAGCAAGAUGGGCUGAAUGGCCUCCUCUCGUUUGUAAACUUUCUUUCUUAGAAGCAGCUUGGUACGUCGCGCAGCUACAGCCUGAUUCAGCAUCUCUUAUCACCCCUUCUUUAGAUUAAAGAUGAAACACAUUCUGGAGCAGAGCUGAACAGUUUGCACUGCCUCAGCUGAAAUGUAACGAUAACAGAAGUUCAUACCAGUCCUGGUGGCACUGCCCUUAGCAUUCUUACACUCUUCCGUACAAAUCACCUGCACACUUUCAAUGGGAAUUGCAUUUUGUAGCAUCUGUGAGCCAAGCCUGCAUUCAAACCAUGUGUUCUAACUGGCCUAGCUGAAUGACGAGGAAAUUCAUGUUUAAUUUGUUUUCAUACGCAUUUUAAUUUCCUUGAAAUGAAUGGCUGUGCGCUGAAAUUGCAUCUGCAGUAAUUGCUAGACUGCAGCCCUCGCAUCACCCCAGCAGCACUGUAAUAUUGGAGCACAGCUCCUAAUUCCCAGUCCUGUGCAGAGGUUCUGUGUGUGUGUGAGUAGCAUUACUAAAACAAAACGGACGCAGCAUUGUUGUUUGUUGAAGUGUUCUUAACAAGUGUGUCGUACUGCUUUCGUCCAAUUUACUCUGAUCUCUUUCUAGUGGGUAUGGACGCUGCUUGAUCAUUUCAAAGCUGUGAUCAUGAAGUACUGUAAACAGCACCAGCCUUGCUUGAGCCUCUGUGUUUGCACUAAAAGUGCUAUUGUGGAGUCACCCUUGUGCCAUAGUUACAGGCAGGCGUAUGGUUUUCUCUGCUGCUCAAAGCCCCACAUCUCCUUGUUGUUUGUUUAACACAGACUGAUCAGCCAUUAGGGAACAUUGUAUUGUGUCGGAGCUCAUUUCUCUUUUCAAAUCUUAGCUGUGCAUGCGUAAUUGUGGUUCAUGCUUAGUUUUAAAUCAUUGUUGUAAAUACUGUGUAAUAUAUAUGUAUAUUUGUAUACACCACAGUGGUGAUAGAUACACACUUCUCAUGGAAAGGGUGAUAAAAUGUAGCUUUAUCAAGUGAUUUAGCCAUACAUAAUUAACAAGAACUGCACCAGGUGAGGACCAUAUUAUAUUGAUUCAUUUAGUUUAAUAAUGAUGAUACAUCUCUUUAAUAUUCUGGGAUUGUAAAAUAAAAUCAUUCAUUUCACCCAGAUUUCCUAAGGUAUUGCACUAGUGCAAAGAUUGCACCUUCUUGAAUGGAUACAGUACAGUACUAAUAGACUCGGGAUAUGAAUUGUGCAAGUUCUUCUUAAUUAUUACUUUUUGCUGAAGACAGCAGUGACGUUGAUUGCAGGAAUGCUUCUUGCUCUUUGGUUUUCUGGUUUUAACUUGCAAAGCUGUAGCCUGUUUAUUCUGGGGGUUACCAGUGUUUACCAAGACACUGUGCAAGCCUAAUGCUUCAGUGUGCACCUGAUUGACUAGACUGCAUAUUACCUGUGUUGAUGCUGUGAACUGGGAGAAGACGCACUGGAUAAUAGCAUUACACUCUGUUUGAUCACUGAUUGCAGCUUGAUGAAACAGUUAAUCCUGGUGCUGAAGCUCCGAUCUGCACAGUGUCUCCUCCAGUGAUGUAUUAAUCCUGCUGUCUACCCAAUGCAAUCCUCCAGCAACAAAAUGAAUUCAAUUAUGGCAGCUCCCCAACAAGUUAAUGCAAAGAGGUGAUGAAUUCUGAUGUUUUAAAGACUGCAUUCCAUCAACUGACUGAAAAGUGAUGGGAGAACUGGGCUUUGCGUUUUAGGAUUCUAGGACACUGCCCUCUGGUGUCAGUUUUUAUUGCAGCAGCUUCUUGAGAACAAUGCCUCUCACCUGCCACUGCUCAUCCACCUGCAUGAUACCACUGAGCUCAUAAGAGAGAAGAGUCACUUUUUCCGGUUCCACUGUGGGCGCUGCGAAUGACACGUGUCCUUUUUUUAGAUUAGAAAGUAAGAAAGAAACCUUGUGGGUAUUGGUGUGCAGAAACAUUUGCAAAUGGUAAGGAAAGAUUUGUAUUGGAAGAAAAAGUUAUUUAAGCCACUCUUAAAAGAAAGAGGUUUUAUGAAUCCCAUUUUUUAAUAGACUUGAGGGAUUCACAAAGUAUUCAACCCACUACUAAAUGUGAUGCUUUGUUUUUCUUUUUACUUAAAAAAAAAAAAUACUGCUAAUGCUACAGAAAAAACAGGUUCUGUCUUAGCACUGUUAGUGCUCUGUGGGUUGGGGUGUCAUGAUUAGUGCCCAGUUCCCUUCUCCCUCCCUCCCUCCCAGAGUUGCAGGUUGGCAGGUUCAGGGGUCUGAGUACAAUACUUGUGGGUAAAAGUACAAUAUUUUUUUAAGCAUUUAUAGAAAACUGCCAAUAGUUUUAACUGUGUUUUCUUUUCUUAAUUGGUUUUCUAUUCUGCAUUUACAAAAGCUGUGGUUAAUAAUAAUAAUAAUAAUAAUAAUAAUAAUAAUAAUAUAUUGACAGGAGUAUGUAAUGUACAGGGUGUCGUGACUGUCUGUUGUUAUCACUGCACCUGAAAGCACAAUAAUCUUAAUAAAACAUUCAGUUCUGUGUA
Messenger RNA from Acipenser ruthenus (sterlet), 3872 nucleotides. Its product is annotated as transport and Golgi organization protein 2 homolog. The record is from RefSeq and is a predicted model, not a curated record. Bases 313 to 1137 code for a protein of 274 amino acids. NCBI's taxonomy places the organism in Eukaryota, Metazoa, Chordata, Actinopteri, Acipenseriformes, Acipenseridae. The transcript has 9 exons. Gene Ontology annotation, cellular component: Golgi apparatus. Gene Ontology annotation, biological process: Golgi organization; protein secretion.